CUCCAGGAUGGAAAACUGUUGCAAAAUUGAUUCUCAAUCCCAAACCUAAUGUUGAACAUAGUGAUGAUUUAAAAUAUAACAGCCCACAAUUUAAGUUCGGGACGAAGCAGAAGGAAUAUGUUCACAUUGAUUUUGGCAAUAAAUUAGGAUCUGUGAAAGAAGAUUUAAAAAUGUGGAGUAGCAUUGAUAAAAAUAUAGAAAAAGUAUAUGCUGAAGUUAAGCUUCAAAGGUUUUGCCAUUUCUUAAAGCUUUAUGAUAUAUACACAGUUCUUUUCCAACUGGCUAUAAAGGAACCACCAGACAGCAAUCAAAAGAUGAAUAUCAAACAAAAAAAAGAUUCUGGAAUUCCUCUUGGCAUUACUGCACCAUUCAGAUCCAUUCGUGGAUAG
Racocetra persica is the source of this 389-nucleotide messenger RNA. The record is from the annotation of a GenBank genome assembly. Lineage: Eukaryota; Fungi; Glomeromycota; Glomeromycetes; Diversisporales; Gigasporaceae.